Molecule: messenger RNA, 14889 nt
Organism: Triticum aestivum (bread wheat)
Lineage: Eukaryota; Viridiplantae; Streptophyta; Magnoliopsida; Poales; Poaceae
Product: lysosomal Pro-X carboxypeptidase-like
Exons: 1
Coding region: 9256-9849 (197 amino acids)
Biological process (GO): proteolysis
Molecular function (GO): dipeptidyl-peptidase activity; serine-type exopeptidase activity
Source: RefSeq, a predicted model, not a curated record
ACGGCACGGUGCCGCGUCCAACCCGCUCGAGAAAACCCUCGCCGCCGCACUCUCACGGGCUCACUCAUCAUUAGUUUAAGUGUGAGGCCGCCGCGUGCGCCGCCGGCGGAGGCGGCCACUCCGCCCGUCCCGCUCGCCGCUGCCGAUGACCGCACCACCUGAGACCGCGGCCACCCGGCAAAAACGGCGGCGAUGAGGAGGCCCGGCCCUUGGCGCAGACCCGCGCUCCCGAGCGGCGGCAGCGUCGGAUCCCUCCGCGCCGCGGGGCCAGCCCUCCCGUCCGCGCCGCGCCGCGACUCCGCCGGCUUGGAGGCCCGUGCUCGGGCAGCCGCCGCGAGUCGUCGGCGCCGGAUGCGGUGGCGGGGCCUCCGGGGACCGCGUGGCGAGGGACCGUCGCGGCUUCCGGUCGUGGGUUACGGCGACGCCAAGCCGUAGAUCUGAGCCGCCGUCUCCGCUUCGUUUCCUCCGUGUUUCGAUCCGGUACCUCCACCCCUCACCACCUCUCUCCCUCUCGCCCGCUCGCCGCGCGAGCGUGUGUGUGUGCAUGUGCAAGUGCAGUGCUCGGUUUGGUCGGUCGCUGGCUCCAGAUCUCACCUCUACGGGGGCCGCCUCCUCCGAGCAGUUGGUCCGUUGGGCGCUGGGAAACCUUAGGGGGUAGGGACGGACCCAGCGAUGCGAGGAACCGAGCGGUGGCGGUGCAGAAUCUUUGAAAGUACUCCGGUGACCAGGUGGUGAUCGACGGAAAUUUUGGUUUUGUACGCCGGGGAUCACCACCGGCACCACUGACCAGUGGCGGAGCUUUACAAACAAACAUUGGAUGCUUGUCAGCAUCAUCAUCUUCCUACAGACCGAGGGUUUGAUCGGUUGCUGGUUCCAGAUCCCACCUCCACGGGAGCCGCCUCCUCCGACCAGUUGGUCCGUUGGGUGCUGGGAACCCAUAGGGGGUAGGGACGGACCUAGCGAUGCGAGGAAUGGAGCAGUGGCUUGUCAGAAUCUUUGCAAAUACCCUGGAGUCUGGAUAUUGGUAUAUCCAAAACAUCUUAUACUCCCUCCGUUCCUAAAUAUAAGUCUUUUUAGAGAUUACAAUACAGACUACAUACGGAGCAAAAUGGGUGAAUCUACAUUCUAAAAUGCGUCUAUAUACACCGUAUGUAGUUCUUAUUGAAAUCUCUAAAAUCCCCUCACAAUCAUCAUCAUCAUCAUGAUCAUCUCCCUUGCUGUCACAAUCAGCUUGGUCCUCUUUGGUUCAGAGGAUUCUACAAAAGAAAGAGAGGAAUAUGUGAUAGUCCUAAAGAAUUCCUUUGAAUCAAAGAGCCCCCCAACUUGUUGCUGCUGCUGUUGUUGGUGGUGCAAGCUAGUGCGAAGUUCAUAUGAACUUCCUUUGAAUCAAAGAGGCCCUAAGGCUGUCGCACCUUUUGUUUGUGAAUGAUGCAUGGCUUUAUGAUCAACCGGGCCUGGGCCAUUCUUGCUAGGGCGAUGAUGAUUGACCAUGGCUGAAAUAGUGUGUCUUUGAGCAAUCGAGGCACCUGUGGGUAUCAACUUGGAUCCUCCCUCUUGUCUCUAGAAUCCUUUUUGAUCAUGUGAUACUGAUGGCUCUGUCCUUGGACGGUCAUUCUUCUUGAGUGACAACCAGGGCAGCUCCACAGUAUAAACUGGUUGAUCUGGUUAUAGCAGAUGAUGUGGGUAGGUUAUAUGAUUGAGCAAAGGCGAAUCUGAGCCCACUAUGCAAUAAGCUCCAUUGUUUAUAUCUGUCUUGUGUAAAGAUUUCUUCUCUAUACCUUCAUUGCAUAAGUUUUGCUUGACCUUUUUUUGUUCGCCGUUGCUCCUUAAUUUAAUCGGGUUAAGAGUAAGUUGCACUUUGUUAUGUUAAGAAGACUUGCUCCCAACAAAUUAUCGGUUGAAUGGCUUGUUUUAAUCAGUUGUCAUACUAUCACUUCUAUUUUUCUGCAAGUUACCAGUUGCAGCUAUUUGUUCUUACAUGCUACAAAUAAUAAUGCAACUGGAUUGUUUUGGAGAGAAUGCUGGACUUUUCAUGUAAAGAGUGACCGAGGCAGAAUGUCACAUGUUACUGUUUGUAGCCAUAAGCAAUUUUUCAACUGCUUUGAUUAAGUUGCUAGGUUAAUCUGAGCCAUUGAGCGGUCAUUUUCUUUUGUUUUCUUUAGUUUGUUCUGAAGCUUUCCCCAAUUCUGUCUGUGGCCACUACAUUUUUUUGGAUCAUCCACCAGACUAAAUGUAGCUGAACUUCAAAGGAUGUGUGUUUUGUUAGUGUCUUAACUUGUUUCCUUGCUAAGUCUUCUAGGUUAUGUUGUUCUGGUGCUGCCUUCUUUAUACAUAUAUUUUUUGCAUCGCUUUGUCUUGCACUCUUCUUGGCAAGCUUAUAACAAUGAUGACCUUUGUCCAUUUAGACAUAGCAACGCGCGCUCUGCACUUGACAUGUGGAGAAGGCACGCUGUCUCAAAAAAAAGUGGAGAAGGCACGCAUGGUACCGCUCGACAAAACCCUCGCCGUCGCACUCUCUCACAUGCUCACUAAUCAUUAGUUUUAAGUGUGAGACCACUGUGGCCACUUGGAAAAUGGUGGCGAUGAGGAGGCGCGACCACUCAAAAAACAGUGGCGAUGAGGAGGCCCGGCCCUUGUCGGCGACCUGUCCCUCUGAACGGCGGCAACGUUGGAUCUUUGCCUCGCGGGGCCAGCUCACCCUUCUGCUCCGUGCCACGAAGCCGCCGGCACGGCGGCCCUUGCGCUGGGCAGCUGCUGCGGCAUCGUCGGUGUCAAGUGCGACGGUGGGGGUUGUGGGGACCGCGGGGCGGGGGACUGGCAUAAUUUCCUAUUGUGGGUUCUGACGACAUCAAGCUGUAGAUCUGAGCCGCCGCCAUGUCCACUUCAUUUCUUCCAUGUUUCGAUUUGGUAACCCACCCCACUUCCUCCCCCUCGCUCGCUGUGCAAUGUGAGCGCGUCCAUUUAUAAGGAGGUGCUUAUGUGUUCUACAUGUGCGAGUCUCGGCGUUUUGGUGAAGGUGGAGCUGUGCAAGUGUUUGGUUGGUCGCUGGUUCCAGAUCCCACCUCUAUGGGGGCUGCCUCUGUUGGAUGCUGGGAAAUCUUAGGGGGUAGGGACGGACCCAGCCAGUGAUGGCACUGCCACAACCUUUGCAAGUAAUUUGGCGACCACCACUGUCAGUGGCUUAGCUUUGCCAAUAAAUAUUGGAACCUCGUCAGCAUCAUUAUCUUGGUCGCUGUCUCAAUCACCUUGGUACUCUUUGGUUCACAGGAUUCUAGAAAUGUGGGAAUAUGAAGGAAUAUGUGAUAGAAUCAUCCAAAAUUCCUUUGAAUCAAAGAGGCCUCAAACUUGCUGGUGGUGGUGGUGGUGAUGCUGGUGCUGGUGCAAGCUCCUCUCUCUCUACUGCAAAGUUCCUAUGAGCUUCCUUUGAUCAAAGAGGCCCUAAGCUGUCACACUUCUUGUUUGUGUAUGGUGCAUGGCUUUAUGAUUAACCUCAGUGUCUGGUUGCUGAACUGUGCCGUGCUGAAUGGACUUUCCAUUUUGACAAGUCUGCUAGAGUUGCUCUUAGCUGGCGUGGGGCUAUGAUGAUUAAUUAUGGCUGAUAUAAGCAUGCUCUCGAGCAAUCGAGGCACUUGCGGGUAUUAAGUUGGAUCCCCCCUCGUUUCUUUGAGCCAUUUUGAUCAUGUGCUUAUUUUAGUGGCUCUGUCCUUGGAUGGUCAUUUCUGAUGGGUGAUAACCAGGACAGUCUCACCAUUGUAAGAACAGAUUGAUCUGGUGAUGGAGACACUAGUGGAAGGGUCAUAUGAUCGAGCAAAGGUGAACCUGAGCCCAUUCAAUUGCAGUUCUGGUCUCAAGAACAAUGUGCUAUGUUGUUGCCGUUCUGUAUUUAUAUUUAGCUCCUAUUUGGUUGGCAGGAUUUUAAGAACACAUUAAAGGGCAGCCUGGUGCAUGUAGCUCCUGCUUGCGCAGGGUCUGGGGAAGGGUCGCAUCGCUUUGGGUCUAUUGUACGCAGCCUUUCACUACAUUUCUCUAAAAGGCUGUUUCCAGGACUUGAACCCGUGAUCUCAUGGUCACAAGGCAGCAGCUUUAGCACUGCACCAAGUCUCCCCUUCAUUUUAAGAACACAUUGAAGGAAAAAAAAAUGAAGGAUUCCAUUGUUAGGGCAACUCCAACACUUACCCUGAACAGCCGGCUGGGUGGAGGCCAUUCUUGCUAUGGCGAUGAUGAUUGACCGUGCCUGGAAUAAGUGUGCCUUUGAGCAAUCGAGGCACCUAGGUAUGAAGUUGGAUCCCCCCUCUUGUCUCUAGGAUCCAUUUUGAUCUGUGAUAGUGAUGGCUCUGUCCUUGGAUGGUCAUUCUUGGUGAGUGAUAACCAGGGCAGCUCCACAGUAUAAAUGGUUGAUCUGGUGAUAAGAGAUGAUGGGGGUAGGUUAUAUGAUGGAGCAAAGGCGAAUCUGAGCCCACUAUGCAAUAAGCCCGAACCCCUUUUUAUUUGUAUUUAAAGGUGUUGCUUAUUUAUGCUCUAGUGUUUAUAUCUGUCCUGUGUAUAGAUUUCUUCUCUUAUACCUUUAUUGCAUAAGUUGUGCUUAAUCUAGUCUGGUUAAGAGUAAGUUGCACUUUUUUAUAUUAAGAUGACUUGCUCCCAGCAAAUUACCGGUUGAAUGGCUUCUUUUAAUUAGUUACUCCCUCUGUUCAUCAGUACAAGACCUUUUGAUAGUUUAAUUCGAACUGCCAAAACGUCUUAUAUUGAUGAAUAGAGGUAGUAUCAUACUGUUACUUCUGUUUUCCCGCAAGUUACCAGUUGCAGCUAUUUGUUCUCACAUGCUACAAAUAAUAAUGCUACUGGAUUUUUUAGAUUUUUUUUGGAGAGAAUGCUGGACUGUUCAUGUCAAGAGUGACCGAGGUAGCAUGUCAAAUGUUCUGUCUGUAUCCAUAAGCAAUUUUUUGACCGCUGUGAUUAAGUUGCUGGGUUAAUCUGAGCCAUUGAGCGGACAUUCCCUUUUGUUUCUUUAGUUUGUUCAGAAGCUUUCCCCAAUUCUGUCUGUCACCACUGCAUUAUUUGGGUCAUGCACCAGACUAAAUGUUGGUGAACUUCGAAGGAUGUGUUGUUUUUGUUAGCUUCUUAACUUAUUUCCUUGUCAAGUAAGCCUUUGGGGUUAUUCUGUUUUGUUGCUGCCUUCCUUGUACAUAUAGUUUUGGUCUUUUGCAUCGCUUUAUCUUGCACUCUUCCUGGCAAGCUUAUAUCAGUGAUGACCUUCGUCCAUUUAGUCGUAGUAUCUAUUUGAAUAAUGAAAAUUUGCUACCAUUUGGUUAUCACCAGAUGUUUGUCUGUUGACAAAACAUGUUCCAGGAAGGCAUUUUGUCUGCUAUGUUUUUUUUGAAAUAGAAUUCUGAUUCGGGGCAACGAUGAUUGACCAUUGCUGAUAUAAGCAUGCUCUCGAGCAAUCGAGUAAGCUGUGGGUAUUAAGUUCGAUACUUCCUCGUCACUUGGAGCCAUUUCAACCACGACAAGAAUUAUGGAACGGAGGGAGUAUAUUUUUUUUGUGGCUGUCCUUGGAAGGUCAUCUUGAUGAGUGAUAACCAGGGCAGCCCCACACUAUAGUAUAUAUUUUCCUGGCAAGCUUAUAUCAGUGAUGACCUUCGUCCAUUUAGUCAUAGUAUCUAUUUGAAUAAUGAAAAUUUGCUACCAUUUGGUUAUCACCAGAUGUUUGUCUGUUGACAAAACAUGGUCCAGGAAGGCAUUUUGUCUGCUAUGUUUUUUUGAAAUAGAAUUCUGAUUCGGGGCAACGAUGAUUGACCAUUGCUGAUAUAAGCAUGCUCUCGAGCAAUCGAGUAAGCUGUGGAUAUUAAGUUCGACACUUCCUCGUCUCUUGGAGCCAUUUCAACCACGACAAGAAUUAUGGAUCGGAGGGAGUAUAUAUUUUUUUGUGGCUGUCCUUGGAAGGUCAUCUUGAUGAGUGAUAACCAGGGCAGCCCCACACUAUAAACGGGUUGAUCUGGUGAUAAGAGAUGAUGGGGGUAGGUUAUAUGAUCGAGCAAAGGCAAAUCUGAGCCCCCUCAAAUGCAAUUCUAGUGCUCUUUCAGCAUAAUGUGCUACACUGUUUCUCUUUUUUUAUCUGUAUUUGAAGGUGUCGCUUAUUUAUGCAACUGUGUUUAUAGCUGUCCUGUGUACAUAUUUCUUCCCUUAUACCUUUAUUGCGUAAGUUGUUCUUGCCCUUUUUUCCGUUCUUGCAUCUGUCUGCACUAUAGUACAUCAAGUAUCAACAACAACAACAACACACGGAGCCUUUGUUCCCAAACAAGUUGGGGUAGGCUAGAGGUGAAACCCAUAAGAUCUCGCAACCAACUCAUGGCUCUGGCACAUGGAUAGCAAGCUUCCACGCACCCCUGUCCAUAGCUAGCUCUUUGGUGAUACUCCAAUCCUUCAGGUCUCUCUUAACGGACUCCUUCCAUGUCAAGUAUCAGCCAAGAAAAAUUUGUACUUUGAUGCUACAUAUUCAGUUUUCAACUUAAAUGGAUUGCUGUGGCCCCCAGCAUACUAUAUUUUGUGGUUGCACACAUGCACAGCAAAAUACUCCAAAUCUGCUGUGGUCUAAUGAUGCUCUCAGUAGAUAGCAUAUUCUUGGUUGGUUCACCAGUCAUCAGAUAAUUUUGCAUGUAGGCAUUGCUAUUGAUGAUGUUCCACAAGAUUCUGGAUCCUCCUAACUGCGAAGGAUGUUUGUUUUGUUAGCUUCUUAACUUUCUUUUCCUUGCUAAGCAAGCCUUUGGGGUAAUUCUAUUUUGUUGCUGCCUUCUUUUUACAUAUAGUUUUGCAUCGCUUUGCUCUGCACUCUUCCUGGCAUGCUUAUAACAGAGACCUUUGUCCAUUAGACAUAGUAACUAUUUGAAUAAUCAAAAUUCGCUACCAUUUGGUCACCACCAGAAGUUUUUUAGUUGACAAAACAUGGUCCAGGAAGGUAUUUUGUCUGCUAUAUGUUUUUUGAAAUAGAAUUCUGAUUUGGGGCAAUGAUGAUUGACCAAUGCUGAUAUAAGCAUGCUCUUGAGCAAUCGAGUAAGCUGUGCGUAUUCAGCUGGAUCCUCCCUCGUCUCUUGGAGCCGUUUCAACCAUGACAAGAAUUAUGGAACGGAGGGAGUACUAAGAGCAACUGUUAACAGAUUUGCUAUAUUUUUGGUGGCUGUCCUUGGAAGGUCAUCUUGAUGAGUGAUAACCAGGGCAGCUCCACACUAUAAACGGGUUGAUCUGGUGACAAGAAUGAGGUAGGUUAUAUGAUUGAGCAAAGGCAAAUCUGAGCCCCCUCAAAUGCAAUUCUAGUGCUCUUUCAACAUAAUGUGCUACACUGUUUCUCUUUUUUUAUCUGUAUUUGAAGGUGUUGCUUAUUUAUGCAACUGUGUUUAUAGCUGUCCUGUGUACAUAUUUCUUCCCUCGUACCUUUAUUGCGUAAGUUGUUCUUGCCCUUUUUUUCGUUCUUACAUCUCUCUGCACUAUAGUACAUCAAGUAUCAGCCAAGAAAAAUUUGUACUUUGAUGCUACAUAUUCAGUUUUCAACUUAAAUGGAUUGCUGUGGCCCCCAGCAUACUAUAUUUUGUGGUCGCACACAUGCACAGCAAAAUACUCCAAAUCUGAUGUGGUCUAAUGAUGCUCUAUCAUGUAUUUUAAUAAGCAUGCCUUAGAGCAAGCUUCUAUAUCGCCGCCCUUCUCCACGGAAGCAUAUGUUCAAGUCACAAGCGAGUGUUGGUGGUGCUGUAAUUCGUAUGGUCAAUCAGUGCAACAUGCUCCUCAUAUACUUUUUGGAUGCAACUGAGAGUGCAUGUGCACAUUAAAUGCUGUGAAUCAAAGCUUGUGUGCCUGGUCAGUAAUUUUGAUAUGUGAGCCCUCGAUUGGCUAUGUAUAAUGUGUUGUUCUCUCGCCAUGUAUGUGUUGAGUGUUGGUUAACAAAAUGAUAAUGUUCAGUGAAAUUUUUCAAUAUCAAACAAAUUUGUUUUACAGAGUUUUUUUAGUUCUAUUGAAUUUCCCAUGAGAGUUUUGUAUACCGGUACCAUUGUGUCUCUUCAUGAAUGCGGUCCUGCUGGGCAAGCCUGAGAAGCCCUUGUACUAAUAGUUUGUGUAUCUGAGCAGUUUCUUCCUUUCAACUGCGAUGAUGUGUGCAAUUUCAUCUUGAUUGUAAAGUAGAGUUUCCUUUCUACUUGAGGUUAGAUCGAGGUCAGUAGGCAUCAGGAGGAUUACAUAGCCCAGUAUCCUCCCUUGCCACAUAAUUUUGCAAGCUAUUGGUGACCAUGAAUUUUUACGGGUUCUGUAUGCUAAACAAUGCUCUCUGUUUAAUGCAAGAUAUUUUGUUUGUAUUGUAUUGCUAUUGCACAAGAUUUCUGGUCCUAAUUUUGAGGCACUAUUUGGUUUUGCUUGACAGUAAUUUUGGCGCUUUACAUUUCAACUAAAAUGCAGGCAGGGCAUGUUGUUUGGUCAUCUGAUCUUUUUCUUCUCUCCUACGGCUACUUGUUCUUUGUUUGUUUCUGAUCAUUUUGGCUGCUCUCAAGAGAUGCUUACCAUAUUCUCGCUUGGUUCAUCAGUGACCUCAUCCAUUUGGUUUGGUGCCAAAAGAGAAAGGGUCUUCCAACCAAGUUUCAUGUUGAUCUCAUUGGCUCUAGCUUGUAGAUAUCGCUGCCUGUGGAACAUAUUUUAGCGUCUCCUAAGUUGGGUUCUAGAGUGGUUGCACUCUGUUAUACCAAGGUAGACUUGCUGGCUUGUUUUUAAAUGGUUGUCAUACCAGCAUUGUUUUCUCCUCGCAAAUUACCAUUUUGUUCUUUCAUGCGACAUUUUGUUCUUACAGCAAGUAUGUUGCAUGUUGCUGUCUGUAACCAUAAGCAAAUUUUUGACUGCUGUGACUGUGAUUGGGUUGCUGGGUUUAGCUGAGCCACUGAGGUGAUAUUUCUUGGAGAUGCUCUGCUCCUUCACUUGAUGGUCCCAAACAUAUCGUUGCCGUAAGAGCAUCUUUCUUGAAGUCUCGAGUGCCAGUUUGGGUGUUCGACGCCUAUGGUCUGUUCUAAGUGCUGCGGUUUGUCGUGUUUCCCGUGACAGGUUUCUUCAAUGUUAAGCAUCAUUUAGCAUGUUAUUGUUUUCUCAAACCGUCUGUCUUCAUCUCUUGGACUUGGUUUGAAUAAUUAUGCACUUUUGGAUGUACGUGUGCAGGGCUGCAUGCAGGCUGGCUGGCUGGCUGGGAGUGUAGGUUCUCGCACACCAGCGCCUUCUUAAAUCCAACACCACAUGCCACAUGGGCAGGGACGCCGGCGAGCUGCAGAAAUGGGGGCCUCCUCCCAGCUCGCCGCCAUCCCGGCGCUGCUGUUGCUGCUCCUCAUGGCAUCCGCGCCCGCACCGGCAGCAGCAGUGAGCCCCUCCAAGCGCCCCACCCAUCAGCCUCCCUCUUUCCCCGCAGGAAUCUCUACCCUGCGGCAGCGGGCUGCAAGCUCGAGCGGCGGGUACGCCACUGCGGCGAAUCCGUACACGGCGCACUACUUCCCGCAGGAGCUGGACCACUUCACCUUCACGCCCAACUCCUCCCGCGUCUUCUCCCAGAAGUACCUCCUCAACGACACCUUCUGGCGGCGGAAGCCCACCGUCGAGCCGCUGUUCGUGUACAUGGGUGGCGAGGCCGACAUCGAGUGGUUGGCCACCACCACCGGCUUCAUGUUCGACAUCGCGCCAGAGUUCGGGGCUCUCAUCGUCUUCAUCGAGGUACCCUUCUUUGCCACAUCCUCCGCCAUGGCUGAUACUUUCAGGUUUCAGCUAAUCAUCAUAUCAUCGGUGGCCACGCCUUGGUCCAAAUUUUGGUUGUCGUGUUGCACACCAUUUUGUUUCUAAUUAAGCAUAUUAAUAAUAAUACUAUUAAGAGGUAAAGGGCCAACAAAUGCAUCUAUAUAGACUAGAUCGGUUGAGACACAUACGAUUAUUUUCUGUUAGUUGGAUCAAGAACAAAAUUCCCGCAAAAAAAUCAGAGCAAAUUUAUCAACUAAAUAUUUUCCAUCCGUACUCCACAUUGUUUAUAGAUGUAAAUAAUUCUAUAUAAAGAGUAGAAUUCUGAAAUAUAUAUAAAAACACAUUUCAAAAUGUUAAAAAAUUCUGAACAAUAAUUUCGUGUGUACAUCCGGACAUUCUAUCUAUCUUCGCACACAAAAAUUCGCAAAUAUAUAUAAAAAAUUUGUGGCAUGUAUAAAAAGGAAAAAAAAAUGUCUCAUGAAUAGUUGUAAUCAAGCACCGAAAAUUGUAUUUUUUACACAAGCCACAAAAAUUGUCCCUUUUCAUCGAAACUUUGUGCGUGAACAUAUAAUGUCCGGAUGUUCACAUGGGGUUUUUUCUCGAAUUUUUUGAACUUCUUAAAAAUAUGUAUUUAGACAAUGGGUGCAAUACACCUAUGAACCAAAGUGAAUUUCCGCUACAUACGGAUGUAUAUAGACAUAUUUAGAGUGUAGAUUCGCUCAUUUUACUUCGUAUGUUGUUCAUAUUGAAAUCUUUGAAAGGACUUAUAUUUAGGAAUGAAGGGAGUAGGACAUUAACUAGCCCAAUUCAGGCUUUGAUAAGAUAUAAGAUAAUAACAUGCGGAUUAUGUUACAGAAAUCAAACUAAUAUAAUUGGAUUUGUAAUAUAAAUCUCUUUUCUUCACUUAUCAUUUGAUUAUUUUUAUCUUAACUGCAAAUGAAAUAUUGAUUAUAUAGUUUAAAAUUGAAAAAAUGUGUGCCUUGCAUUUGUUACGGAGGGACCAUGCAAUAAGUUAUUUUAGUCACGCUAAAAACAUGGCAUACUUACAUGACAUGGUCGAUGAGAGAGAGAGUGAGAGAAGUCUGAAAUAACAAUUGACGGAGCGAUACAAAGAAAAGUUCAUGUCUACAAGGUAUGCAAGAGUUGGUGGUAGCUAGGAAGAUAAUACAGAUAAUGUUUUCACAAUUAUCGUUAAAUAUGAACACAUUACAUUAGUAGACAUGGAACAAAGGAAAUUAGAGUAAGGCAGCAUGUGUGGAAGCAUGUCGAUGCAUGUCAUAUCCCUAAUUGAACCUAACUGCAAUACCACUAACGACGAGAAAGGGAAGAAAAAAGGCCCAAUGAUAUUAUGUUUCGAUUAUUUCUUAUUUAAAGCUCCUCUUCAAGAUAAAUGUGAGAUGCUAAACACCAGCAAUUGUCCGAUCUACGCGAAUUUCAUUAGCACAAGAUAGUUGGUGGGUACAAUUGGUAGAUCGGGAUGUACGAUACCCUGCCUUAGAGGAUGAACUAGGGUUCCUAGCUACUAUGAAUUUGGGGAAUUUUCGGGUCUCCCGUGCCCUGCCUUGCUACAUAUAGCUGGCCAGCUCAUACAGUAAUUAAACGGUUACAACACAGUGAAGUUUAAAGUGAGAAGUAACUGGCGAGGAUCCAUCCGAGCCGUUGGAUCUCCCUGAACUCCCUCGAGUCAUCUUGACCGUUGCUUGACUGAACUUGUGCGCUGUUGGUGGUCUUCAGAACUGUCUUGGUUUCGGUCCUGACAAUGCCGCCGCCAUAACAACCGCCUUGUCCUCAAGGUGGAAUAACUUGUGGCCUGGGAAUGUCUUGUUUAAAAAUGCCGCAUCUUCCCACGUCGCAUCGUUUGGCGCCAAACUUUCCCAUUGUACCAAGCACUGACCCACAGGUGUUUUGUUCCUUUGUAUGACCCUACGAUCCAACACCGCCACCGGAAUUGUUUUGACAUAUCCUUCUGCUGUUACUAGUGGAACAUGAGGCAGAGGAACCGCUCGAUGACCCACAUGCUUCUUGAGUUGACUGAUGUGGAAAACAGGGUGAAUGUGAGUGCUCUCUGGCAGUUGUAAUUUGUAUGAAACUUCUCCAAUUCUCUCCAGAAUUUUAUACGGUCCAUAGAAUUUUGACCUCAACUUCAGUGAGCCUCUCAGCCCAAAAGCAUUUUGCCUGUAAGGUUGUAUCUUAAGAUACACCAUUUCUCCCACCUCAAAUGUUCUUUCAGUCCCGUUCCUAUCUGCAAAAUACUUAAUCCUGCUUUGUGCCUGUUCCAAGUUGGCUUUCAGCUUGUUCAUCAUGUUUUCCCUUUCCUUUCUGAAACUGUCAAUCUUGCUUCUGGAGAUAAUGUGGUGUCCAUAGCAAAUUCUCCCACUUGAGGUGGCUUGUAGCCAUAGAGAGCUUGAAAUGGAGUACACUUGAGAGAAGAAUGGUAACUGGUGUUAUACCAUAGUUCAGCUAAUGGCAACCACUUUAACCAUUUCUUUGGUUCUUGGAACACUAUCCCUCGCAAAUAAGCCUCUAGACAUUGAUUUACUCGUUCUGUCUGGCCAUCUGUUUGAGGAUGUGAAGCUGUACUGAAUCUGAUCUGCACCCCAAAUGCUGUGAACAAUUCCUGGUAUAAGUUACUGGUGAAGAUAGUGUCUCUGUCCGACACUAUGCAGAUCGGAAGCCCAUGUAACUUGAUAACAUUAUCCAUUAAGGCUUCAAAUACAGUUAUCACUGAGAAAGGAUGUGCCAAGGGAAUGAAAUGGGAGUAUUUGGUUAGCCUGUCCACUACUACCAGAAUGACCUCUUUGCCUUGAGAAUUUGGCAGUGCAGUGAUAAAAUCCAUGGUAAUAUGUGACCAAGCCAUAUCAGGAACAGGAAGUGGUUGCAGCAACCCAGGAGGAUGGAUGUGUUCUACUUUGUUCAAUUGGCACACAGGACACUGGCUAAUGAAUUCUUCUAUGUUCUUCUUCAUGUUGGGCCAGUAAAAUACCUUUUUCAUCCUGUAAUAAGUUGCUUUACUCCCAGAAUGGCCUCCCAAUGCCGAGGAAUGGAAGGUUUGCAGUAACUGUUGCCUGAAUCCUGUGCUGGCUCCUACAUAGAUUCUGUUUUUGUAUUUUAACAGCCCUUUUGUCAAGGAGAACUUGGGAUCUGGACCAAUAUCGGCAGCUACUUUCUGCAGUAAUUUAUUGCUGUCCUGAUCCCCUUGAUAGCUUUGUAUCACAUCCUCCGUCCACUUUGGAACUACAACAGUAACACUGUUGCACUGCAUUGCUUGUAUUGUCUCUUUCCUAGAAAGUGCAUCAGCCACUACAUUUUCUUUUCCCUUUUUAUACUCAAUAGUAUAGUCAUACUCCAACAAUUUCAGCAGCAACUUGUGUUGUACCCCUUCUGUCAACCUCUGAGUUGUCAUAUAUUUCAGUGACUGUUGAUCUGUUUUAAUGAUCAAUUUGUUUCCCCACACAUAAUGUCUCCACUUCUUGAUUGCUUCUAGGAUGGCCAUUGCUUCCUUCUCAUAAAUGGACUGAGCUGCAGACUUUGGUCCUAAACUUUUACUGAGAUAAGCCAGUGGCUUCCCUUUUUGCAUAAGAACUGCUCCAAUACCUGUGGCACAUGCAUCAGCUUCAAUAGUGAAAGGCACAGUAAAAUCUGGCAGUGCUAACACAGGGCAGCUUGUCAUUGCUUCCUUUAAUUUUUGAAAAGCUUGUUUCUGUGCUAUGCCCCACUGAAAUGCAUCUUUUCUCAACAUAUCAUGCAAAGGUCUACAGAUUUUCCCAUAAUCUUUAACAAAUCUUCUGUAAUACCCUGUUAGACCCAGGAAUCCUCUUAACUUGGUGGCAUUUUCUGGUUCUGGCCAAUCCAACACAUCUCUGAUUUUCCCUGGAUCCGUGGACACUCCUUGUUCAGAAAUCACAUGACCCAGAUAAUUCACUUGAUUUGUUGCAAAUGUACACUUAGACCUUUUUACAUACAACUUAUGUUUUUGCAGUGUGGCAAAAGUUCUUUCCAAAUGUUCCACAUGUUUUUCUAAGGAUUUACUGAAAACCAGCAUGUCAUCAAAGAAUACCAAUAUACAUUUCUCCUCCUCUGGUUCAUUGAUUUCUUCACAAACAUUGUUCAUCAGCCCUUGGAAAGUACCAGGGCCACUAGACAGACCAAACGGUACCACUGUAUAUUCAUAAUGCCCCAUAUGAGUCUUGAAGGCAGUUUUUGGAAUAUCUUCAGUGGCCAUUCUGAUUUGGUGGUAACCUGACCUCAGAUCUAACUUAGUGAACACCUUAGCCCCAUAGAGCUCAUCCAACAAGUCCUCAAUUAUGGGCAUGGGAAAUUUAUUCUUUAUUGUGAGUGCAUUUAGCUCUCUGUAGUCCACACACAAUCUCCAUCCUCCAUCUUUCUUUCUGAUCAUAAUUGCAGGAGAAGAGAAGGGACUGAAACUCUCUUGUAUUUCUCCCUUUUUAAUUAAUUGCUUGAUAAUUUCUUUCAUGGCCUGCUUUUGGUAAUGAGGCACUCUGUAAGGUCUCAGAUUAGGUGGUUUUGCCCCUUCCUGUAACACAAUUCUGUGAUCACACUCUCUUUUGGGAGGAAGUUCUUGAGACUCUUCAAAAAUCUCAGCAAAUUUAUGGAGGAGUGGUUGUAGAGCUACAGGAGGAGGAGUUUGUUCUGUGUUGUUAUCUGAUUCCAACUCAUGUACUUGGAGGAUGUAUCCCAUAACACCUUUCUUCAGUAACUUUUCCAUUCUGGCUGCUGAAAUUACACACUUUUUCCUUGGUAUUGUAUAAUCAAACAAGGUGACUGGUUGUCCUUGCUUGGUCAGAACCAACAGCCUUUCCACCAGAUCUAAGCAAAUGGGACUGUACUGAUAAAUCCAAUCAGCUCCCAAUAUAAUGUCAUAGGAGACUAGAUCUAACACUUUAAAACUGCUGUGGAAAGUAUGACCUUGCACUUUGAAAUUUCUGUCUGGAAUCUUAGCUACAGAAACUAAUUUUCCACCACCUGCCACUGUUACCUUUCUGGGAGACAUAGGUUGUUGGAAACAAUUACUUUUAAUUGCAAAUUCUGUGCUCAUGAAUGUGUCCGAUGAUCCACUGUCAAACAGAGCUGUUGCUUUCUUUCCAUCCACUUCUACUAUCAAGGCAAAUGUGUUUGCCCCUGUUG